Cuscuta campestris is the source of this 1551-nucleotide messenger RNA. The record is from the annotation of a GenBank genome assembly. Lineage: Eukaryota; Viridiplantae; Streptophyta; Magnoliopsida; Solanales; Convolvulaceae.
CACAAUCGCUCAAUACCCAAUCCCCAGAGCAAAGAAAAACCACCCAUUGAUCUCUUCAUAGCUACUAUUUGUUAUUGCAAUGGAACCCGUAGCCUCCCCGGAAGCACAGCCGGCCCUGGCGCUGGAACCGCUCUCGGCCCCGGGGCCACAACCCUUGGUGAUCUUCUUGGAAGACGAGAAGCUCCGGCUCCUGGCGGAGAUGGUCAGGCGGCAUGAGACCAACAACCUCCACUACCUGCUGGAUUUCGACAGCCCCGGAGAGCUGAACCAGUACAUCCGCAUAAUCAACGGCAACCUGGCUACCGUCCACACCCUGCUGGACGAGUGCAAGGCCGUGGUGGCCGCGCACCGUAACGACGCCGUGCUGGGGCCCAUCGCCGCCUCCCUCCUCAGCUACGCGGAGCACUGCCUCAACAACGCCCUCCAGAUCAUCAGGAACUACACCCUGAGAAGGGACUUCCUGGAGUCGGUGGAAGAGCAUCUCGAGGAUCUCUUCAAACGCCUUGGAGAGCUCAGCCCUUGGGACGCGGUGGCCGUUGCCGAGUUCACUCAGGACCUCAAGCAGUACGACGACACGGUCGUGAGCUUCAUGUGGUUGAACAUAAACACCGCAGCUUCUGUUGCAUUCUCCCAACACCUCAGACUCCUCGAAAUUACCUUUGAAGAUCUGGUUCGCAGUCGCCAAAGGAAACUUGGGUUUACUGGACGAUUUGAAGACUUGGAUAUUGACCAAAAGCUCCAGGUAUACUAUGUAAUAAUUGAGGAAUCGGGAAGGCUGAAGGGGGUGGAAAACCGAAGCUUGCAGCCUCUACCAUUUGGUUCAAAGAAAUCCAAAUACAAGUCGGGAGGCAUGUUCCUAUUCAACGUGGGACAGAUAGUGUGGGACAUAUAUCAAAGAGACCAGCCGAUGGAGACGGUGAGGGAUGUGGUGGUCAGCGCCGCGGAGAAAAAAGGGAAGAAGUUGGGAACCAUUUUGGGAAAAGCCGCGGCAUCGGCGGCGCUGAAAGGGGUGACGAAAUCCGCUAUAUUCAUCACAGCCGCGGGGGUCGUGGGAGGACUCGUGGGUGCCUUCAUUGUCGGGGCUGCCGUCGGCCUCUUGUUUGGUCUCAUUUUCCGCACCGGCGGCCAGGCUCCUCUUCCCACUGAUAACAUGAUUGUCUAUGUUGCUGAGAUGCCUGAUGGCAUGGCUUUUGCCAGACGAAUUGCCUACUCUUGAUCGAGGUUCAUAUGUAUAUAUAUAUAUACUAUUCCCACGCGUAGGGAGUAUUGAAAAAUAAGAUCCAUGCAUGUGAUCGAAGUGAGUUGUAUCCGUAUCACUAUGUUUUAUUAAAUAAAUGUUUUUUUCCCUCUCGAAGGGGGGAAUGUAUUGCUUGCAUCCAUUUCUAUAUAAAUGUAUCAAGUACUCAUGCUGGUUUUUUCUGUUUGAAAACGAUGGGCUCAAAGAAGAAAAUAAAAUACGAUGGGCUCAAAUAAGGGAUUUUCUACGUUGCCUUCCCAAAUAAAGGGGCAUGGAUGCCCGUCCACCCAAUUGGCGCCAUGUAGAUUGCUACG